AUGGCAGCCAUCCUCAAGCCGCUCACCAUGCCCAAUUUGUCGCCCUCCCGCUACGAAACCGCCUCGCCGCCCUCGGUGAGCAGCGUCGACGUCCAUCGGUCAGUUUCUUGAAAAAACGAGCGGUUGAAAACGGAAAAAAAUGACUUUUUUUUUAAAAAGAAGCUUUAUGUAGAUCCUAGACGUUCAUUGGUCAUUUUUUUGUCGUGUUUCUUUAAAAACCGAGCGGUUGAAAUCGGAAAAGUAAGCUUUUUUUUGAGAUUCUACACUUUCAUCGGUCAGUUUCUGUCGUAUUUUUCGAAAAAACGAGCGGUUGAAAAACGGAAAAAGAAGCUUUUUUUGAGAUUCUCCACGUUCCUCAGUCAGCUUCUGUCGUAUUUUUCGAAAAAUAAAUAAUUGAAAAGGGAAAAAAAAGCCUCAAUGAGACCUUUAGAACAUAGAAAAGCCUCUUACGCGCUAAAGUAAAAUUCGAAAAUGUCCCGAACCUGGCCCAACUUUUUGAAGAUUUGGAUCCGGCCCAAGUUUAUAUUUUACAAGGAGAUUUUUUUAGAUUUCUAAUGAUGCGUUGAAUUUUUUUAUCUUUUUUUCAUGGAAGGUUUCUGGAUUUUUUUAUUUUUUUUACUGUCUAAAAAGAGUCAUAAAAAAAGGCUUGAGGAUUUUUUUCCUAUAAAAAAAUGCCUUUUUUUAGUAUAUUUUUUUCGAAUUUCCCCUUUAAUCUACACUGAUUUUGAGCUUUUUUUCCCGAUUUUUUGGUUCUAUUUUGGAACGUAAGAAGGGAUUUUCUAUUAAAAGAAAAAAAUCUAAACUUGACUUUUUUUAAGAAUUUUCUUUCAAUUAACGUGAAAAAGAUCAAUUUUUUCUCGAUUCUUGGUCGGAAAAACGGAAAAAAGGCAAGAUUCAAGCUAGGAAAGUAGUUAUUAGCUGUAGAAAAAGCGAAAUUUCGUUAAUUUUGUUCUGAUUUUUGACCUAAAAAUCGAAAAUCAAGCUUGAGAACGAAAUUCCUCCAAUUUCCUGAACGAAAUGAUCAUCUGCCGGUUCAGGAUCGAUUCGGGUAGCUGUUCGACGGAAGCCGUCGUGAUGGUCAAACUGACCGACGAGCUGUACAAUCUCUUGUCUAACUCCAAGAAGCCGGUCCGAGUGAAAGUCGACGAACAGGUUUUUUUUUAUUCAUUUUUUUAUUCAUUUUUUUAUUUUUCGAAAGUUUCUUGUUGUAUUUUUGUAGAUUUCCUGUUUUUUGCAUUCUUUCGUUCAGAAAAUUGAGGGGUUUUGAAGAAAAUGGAUAGUUUUGGGUCGAAUUUGUUGGGAUUUUUAGUACAGUUUUUUUGUUAGGGAAAAGGACUUUUAUUGAAUAAAUUGAAGAGAAGACAGGUUAUUUUGGGGUUUUACUAAUGAAAAAAAUCGAUUUUUUUGGAAGGUUUAGGUUUUUUUAAGAACUCAAGAUAUUGAUUUUUUUAGGAAUUUAACGCUUUAAUUUCCGAUUUUAAAGCCAUUAAAAUUGAAAAAAAUCUUUGAAAUUUGUACAGUUAAUGAAAUUUCUCGUCGUUUCAUUCAUUUUGGACCAAUUUUUCGGUGUUUUUAGCAUCUUUCAAGUACUAAUUUUAUUCAAAUAUUACUUAUUCUAAUUGAAAAAAAUUUUGUGUUUGAAUAUUUUUUUCUUUUAAAAGAUUUUUUUAAAUGUGAAUUUUGCUUUUUUCGAGCAUUUUUCCAGAUUUUUAGGCUCUUUUUCUUUGAUUUUUUUGAACUUUCUGUUAGGGGUUUUUGCAAGUUAUUUGAUUUUUCUAGGGCAAGGGAACUUGAAAAAAACAUUUUUGAAACGCCUUAUUUUAAAAAUAUUUGUUUGAAUAUUUUUUUCUUUGAAACGAAUUUUUUUCAUGUAAUUUUGGUCCUUUUUUUGAGCAUUUUUUUCCAGUUUUUUUAGGCUUUUUUUCUUUGAAUUUGGCGCUUCUUACUAAGGAUUUUUGCAAAUUACGUCAUUUUCUAGUGGAUUAAACUUAAAAAAACUGAAUUUUGAACGAUAAAUCAACUUUUUCCAUUGAAAAAGGUGCUCAAAAUUGCUUCUCCCCAUUUUUUCUUCUCUAUGAAAAAAAUCAACUUUUCGAGGCUAAUCUCUGAUCGUUUGGCUUAUUUGAAUAGUUAUAAGGAUCAUCCAAAAUAACAAAAAUAUUUUUUUUGAUAUUUUUCCACUUGACGGGAAAGUUUAAAACGGCAACAUUUCCAUGCACCUGCCGUUACGUCAAACAAAAGGAACGAAUAAGAGAGAGAAAAAAAAAUAUUGUUUUGUACACUCAAAUCGCUUCUUUUUCCGCCCCUUCCGUCUUUGUUUUACAGUCGCCCAACAGUGACGACGAUAAAUUGAGAAGGAAGGAAGGAAUAUCUGAACCCGUUUUUGAGGAAAGAUUUAUCUUUUCUGGCCCCUUUUCACAAGUGAAUGAAAGACAAAAUUCCGUUUUUACGGAGCUUUUUGAACAUUUUGAGGUGGAAUUCAUGGCCUUGUACCUUUUUAAAAUCAAGUUGAAUUUUUACUUGGGUGAAAAAAGGAAAAUAUUAAUUAUUAAUGAAAGAUUUUCCGGGUUUUUUUGCAGCUUUCUUCUGAAAAAUUUACAUUUUUUUAGAUUAAAAAGCUCGAAUUUUGUUCUUUAAGAUGAUUAUGACCCGGUUUUUACGAUUUUUUUCGCCAAUUUGAGCUUUCAAAAAUGAAAAAAAGAACAGUUUUAAUUGAGAAAAAUUGAAUUUUUUUAUAUAGUUUUAAAAAAACAACUACGUUUUUACUUUGAUUUCUAGAAAGAAUUUUACGAAAUUCUCAAUUUUUUUCUGUUUCACUCAAAAAUUUAUAAUGAAGUUAGAGAUCUAUGUAAUGCUUAUUCGGAUUCCGUCGCUGAUUAAAAAUUUGAAGAUUAUUAUUUUUUUCAAAAAGAAUAUUAUUUUAAAAAUACUUUUUUUGUUAUAAACCCCUUUUUUUAGGUUUUGAAUAAGGUUUUUUUCUAAACUAAAUUUAAUUAAAUUAAAAAAAGAACAUUCUGCUCGAAUUUUUUUCUCGGAUUCGGAAUUUUGUAGUAAUUUUUUUAGAAAGUUUUCUGAGCUCUUAUUCAAAUUUAUCGCAGUUUCCUGUUUCAAAAAUUGUUUUUUUUAACAGGAAUAAUUAGAAAAAGAAGUUUAUUCGUCGACUUCUAAAAAGAAAAAUCAGUUUGAAAGAGGAAAAAAAUCGUGAAAAUUUUUUUAUUUCUUCGAUUUUUUUCUCUUUUUCUUUGACAAAAUGAUGACAAUAGUUGGUAGUUGAAGUGCCAGUCAGAUUUAAACUCCUAUCGUCUGGAUUUUUCGAUUCUCUUGUCUUGGAACUGUCAUUUUUGGAAUGAGGAAACUUUGGACGUUUUUUUCCGGCAUUUUUGGACUUUUCAUUGAAGGCUGAGCUGUCUGGGAACUGUCAGAAGGGUGUUGGAAUUUUUAACGAGAGGAAAGAUUUUUUUUUGAAGGGUUUGAGGGUCCAUUUGCUUCUUGAAACGAAAAAAUUUUCCACCUUUUCCCUUCAAAAUGAAUAAAAAUCGAUCAUCCUCACUUCCUCCAUAAUUUAUCAAAAUUUUCAUCAUCAUUAUUCAUUUUUUUUUGCCUAAUAGUCUGCCGUUAGAAAGGCAAAAAAUGAUGAUGACGCCGAGGCAAAAGCCGCCGUCGAAGGUGUUCUCAAUAGCCAUAAUCCAUGAAGAUUCCGCCUCGAAAAACCGGUUCGGGUCGGGCCAACGACGGGCGCUAGGAUCGAUUUUGAUUGUCCUCCUCGGUCUCCCGCGCAACCCGUGUGUCUGAUCACUUUCAUUUGUUAUCAGUGUAGGGGUAUGCGUGUGUGUGAUUGGUUUUUGCGCUUUUUGAGACGCAAAAUGAUUGGGAAUCGGAGAGGUCCUCGAGGGGUCACAGUGAUUAAGGGGAAAGUUAAGAGUUUCGAGGUUAUCGAUUUUUGAUGAAUCGAUAGGGAUUUGGCUCGUUUUGAGCUGUUUCGAUGGAAAAAGUUUGAAAUUUAGGGUUUUUUUUCAUGUGUAGGGUCAAGAAAAAUUGUUCCUUACUGAAGUUUCAUACUUAUCAUGAAGAAAAAAAAAAUUGGAGGAAUUUUUAUAGGACGCAAACGCGUUUGAAGGGUCUCCAGAAAGUUUUGAAUUAGUUCUGAAAAAAUAGAAAUAAGGUGAGAAAAGUUAGGCUUGGUAAUAUGCGCUCCAUGGAGAAUUGGAAUGAAAUUUUUGAAAUUUCGAGAAAAAUGACAAGAAUUUUUUCUUAGCCGUGACGCGACCGCAAACGCGUCUAGAGGAUCUGAAGAAAAUUUUGAACUGGUUUUGAAAAAAAAAAGAUGGUCAGUUAGGCUCAGUAUUCUGCGCUCCAUGGAGAAUUUGAAUGAAAAUAUUUAAAAAAAACCGAAAUUUUGAGAAAAAUUGACUCAUAGCACUUUUUAUAAGCCGUGACGCGACCGCAAACGCGUCUAAAGGAUUUAAAGAAAAUUUUGAACUAGUUCUGAGAAAAAAAGUGGAAAGUUAGGCUCGGUUUUUUGUGUUCCAUGGAGAAUUUGAAUGCAAAAGUUGGAAUUUUGAGAGAAAGUCGAUAAAAUUAGGUUCGAGGUUUUUUUUCCACUGCAGACAUUUAUUAUCCAUGGAGCGAAGAAGUUUAAAAAGUGAGGUUUUUUCCAGACCAAGAACAGAUUUUUCUGUUUUGCGAAUGAAUCGGUUUCGAAUUUCCAACCGAUCUUUUGGCCUCAUUCAACUUUUUUUCUUCCCAUUCGCCAUUGUCGGACUUUUUGAAUGACGUCACGCUCCGGAGCUCACACAUGCAGUGCAAAAGUGUGUGUGUGUGUAUGGAGGGACGGAAUGUUUGUGCAGGGAAAAAUGCCUCAGGCGCCACACGACGAGGAGGAUCCGGCCUCGCCGACGCCGACGACAGCCUCCACCCGGAACGGAAACGAACGGCCGUUUCCCAGAGCAAUGAACCCCCCUUCUUCGAGGGAUUUUUCUGGGAGUAAUGGAGAGAUUGGGGUUAGGGGAAGAAGCUGGGUUUUUUCGAAGUUUUUGAGAUGUUGGAGAUGGUUAGAAGUCGAUUUUUUCAAUUAUUUCUGGGUCCAGGUUAGGUAAAGAAGCUAGGAAGGGUUUUUGAAGAUGAAUUUGGGAAUUUUUGAAGUUUUGGAGAUGUUAGAGAUGGUUGAAAGUCCAAUUUUUGCAGUUAUUUCUGGGUCCAGGUUAGGGAAUGAAGCUGGGAAGGUUUUUGAAGAUGAAGUUGGGACUUUUUGAAUUUUUUGAAAUGUUAAAGAUGGCUGAAAGUUCAAUUUUUCCGUUUUUAGAGGUUAAAUGAAAAAGCUGGAAAAGUUUUUUCAUAGGUGUAGUUCCUAGGUAUAGGUAAAAAAUAGAAGCUCAGAAUUUUUUCAGUAAAAGCAUUUUUUUGAUUCAUAUCUUUUUUUUUUUAGUGGGGUUUUUGACGUUUCAGUGACCACUAUAGUAGUCAGAUUAGUCGCCACUUAAGGGGUUAAAAAUUAGUGACCACUAUAGAGGUCUAAGUGCUACUACUAGACCACUAAAAAUUUUAGUGGCCACUUUAGGGGUCAAUGGGUCAACAUAACUGGUCCAAUCUGUAUGUUUUAAAAUUGUCAGAGUUACUAUAAGUAAUACUGCAUGAAAAACUACUGAAGUGGCCACUAAAUAGAGAACGCCACAUUUUUUCCUGCAAGUUUUGUACGGGUUGUAACUUGUUUUGUUGGUAAUUUAGAAAUGAAAUGUAAGCCAAUCAUCUUAUGUUUUUUUGAAUAUUUCACGUGUAACCGACCGGUUGGCAACGUCACUGGAACAAGGUUCUGCCCGAAACUUGAGAAGGUUUUCCGCGCCAGACUUGAGAUUGUUUCCAUUGUCUCCUUUUUUUUUGCUGCACUUUCCAUCCUCGGUGACCUGAGAAGGACUGGCUCCAAUGGCUCUUUUUGCACCAUUUUUCUCGCGCCACAAGCAUUGCUCAAAUAUAACUGAUGCCUUUCGCAUUGGAUUCGGGUCGAAAGAGCUCCUGUUUGUGUGCUCGCGGAGCACACGCGGAAGAAUUCCUCUCCGCAGCCGCAAUUACACACUUGUCUCCGUGGUAUCAAGGAGUAUUUGAUGGGAUGUUCUUGGAAGAAAAGGGAUAGACGAACCAAAGGGCAAAAAUAGCCUCGCUGGCUGGGAAAAAGGGCGCCCUAGUUUACAAAAAAAAAUUGCGAGGUUUUUGGAUUUUUACACACUAGGAAAAUAGUCUUGAUAGAGGAGAAAAGGGCUUUUUGAGGUUUGAAAAUUUGAGAAGAUAGCUUUUUGGGAGAUGUAGAAGAUUGGAUAAGGUUAUUUUAGGGCGAAAAAUUGGUCCAUUAUAGGUAAAUUUCGGAAUUUUGUUCUAUGAGUUCAGUAGAAGAUUUGAGCUUGAGUGAGAUUUGAAUUUGUGAAAAAUAUAGAAAAAAAUUUUUUUUGUGCUUAAUCCUUUUUUGGGCUUUUUUUAGUCUUUUCUGAUUUUUCCGGCUUUCCUGAACUGGUUUUUAUUCACUAGAACGCGAAAACUAUCAUUCUCAACAGAUAGUCUAAUCGAUAGCUUCUCGAAAGUUUUGUUGUCGUUCUGCUCCUCAAGAAUGACCAGCAAAAGAAAAAAAAAAGAGCCUUCUCGUGGAAAAAUCGGCUCUUCUUGGAGUGUCCCUCCGACGAUACAGUCAGUCGAGAAAAAGAGGGAAAAUAGUCAGUGGCCCGACCCAAAAAUAGAGAAUUUCUUCGCGUCGGCCCCCGUCUAGAGCUUGCACCCCCACAAAGAAAAGGAACAUUUGUUCGGAGAAAGAGAGAGUUUUGCAACGGGAAGAAGAAAAGUGCAACACAACUUGAUCAAAUAGCAGAGGAAUUAUUGUUGAAGGAAGGAAAAAAAAGGAGUCUCUUUGGUCGAGGAACAAACCGGUAGUAUCAAGUUCCUCGUUGCGAGGAAUGGCAUGCUUCGAAAUAUUCAGAAAAAAUGAUGAUUUUUUGGAAUUUUUGGGAAAACGUUAGAUUUUGUGGGGUGGAAAAGCCCUUGAAUCUCUAAAAAAUGCUGAUUUUCGUCUUCCAUAGCCUCUCAAGAGGUCACUGAAGGGAUCAUUCAUUUCAAGAAAUAUGUGAAUUUUUUUUAGUUUUGAAUACCACAAAAUUGAGCAGUAACUUUUGACCCAAGCCCGGAAAUCGAAAUUUGAAGUUUUUUCGGCUUUCCCGGUCCAUUCCAGAAAAUGUACUCUAAUUCCGUGGUAAUUUUCUGAAAUUUCACAAAAAAAUUCAAAUUUUUUUAAUAAAGUAUCUCUGAAUUUGAAUGAUUUGGGACUUUUUUUCAAAUUAAAAAAUGAAGAAAAAGUUUUGAUUUUCCUUGAAGUUUAGAAGCGGCGGUUUCUGCUAAUUUUCGUUUUUAUAGCCCCUCAAGAGGUCACUGAAGGGAUCAUACCUUUUUCAAGUUUUUUGGAAACCUCGAAAUGUUCAGUUUCCAUUAUUUUUGGCCUAAUUUUGCUUCAAACCAAUAUUCGAAGUUUUUUCGAAUUCUGAGCGUUCAAAGUCCCCCUGUGAUCUGACCAGGGAACGUUCCCCCCGUUGAACUUUUGUAUUUUUUUGAAGUUUCAUGGUGAGCUUGAAACCGAUAUUUGAAGCUUUUCGACUUUCCUGGUCCACCCCAAAGAGAUGUACUCUAGUUCCGUGAUGAUUUUUGAUUGGAAAAACGGUUAUCUUUUUCGGUCGACCGUGUUGUUGUUGUUGAGGAGAGGUUUUGGCGGCGAAUAAUUUGAUUCUUAUCUCGGAUAUUCUUGUUUUUCGACGCGUUUCCACCCCCCUGGAGACUUGCGCCUGAUUCACUUGGAUUGGACUGUUCAGAAGGGAUUUUUGAUGUUGAUCAGAAGUUUUGUUUUAAAAUACGAAUAAUAAGGUCCAAAUAAAAUCUUCAAAAUAGGCCAUUUUUUGGGACUUUGAGCCCUUAUUUCUCAAAAACUAGAAAAUUCUGCAAGUUGAGGCUUCCUGAAUCUUCUUCCAGUACAUUAAGAAGUGUUCUGACCAAUUUUCAGAAAGUUCCCAGCCAUUAAUUGUAAGUAAAAUGACCUCCCUUGUGAGCAAAAGAAGGGAUGAAUCGAUUUUUGAAGUUUAAAUCAACAUUUUAAGAAGAAAAAAGCGUUUGGAAGUUGUAGAACCGGUCAUUUUGAACCGAUAGUCCUUUGAAAAGAAAAUGUUUAAACCCUAUCAUUAUUCUCAAAUUUUUCAGGGUGGUGUCUUGGAAGUUGGAGACGGCAGCUCGACGUCGAUUUUCCGGUUUCAGAAGCAAAAUUUGCAGGUUAUUCAGUUGUUUUCACUCAUUACAUGAACAGCAGCAAAAAGGAUUUUUUUAAACCCCUCUAGUGACCACUUGAAUCAAUUUUUGAAGUUUUUGUUGAUUUUCAAGGGAAUUUUUGAUAGCAAAUGGCCAGGAAUUAUUCAAUUUUUUAAUAUUUUUUUUAAAAAUUUCAUUUUAGACGUUUUUGAUAAUGAUGAUCUAUUAGAAGCUUAUUAAUUUGUUGUUAAAAUCAGAUUUUUUUUUCCCGAAUCUAUCAAUUUCGGUCUUUUUUUCACCUCAAAGUCAAGAGAAAAAAAGAGAUUUUUCGAUUUUUUGUUCAAUUUAUGAGCUCUGGAAAGUUUUUAUUCACAUUUUGAGUAAUUCAUUGUUUCUUUUCAGGGAGAACCGACGGACGCUCUGGUCCAACAUUCUGGUGGCUUCGUGAGCAACGUCGGCGUCUACAACAAAAAAAUAUCAAGUUGGUUUUUGUUUUUGAUGGGUAAGCCUAUUUCCUGUUUCACUCGUUAUACAUAGACUGAAAUAAAUAUUACGAUUUGUUGCAGCAGGUAGUAAUGCUUGAAAAAUUGCUUUAUCUUUUAAGGAGGUAUUUUUUUCAAUAUUCUCGGCAAGUUUUUAGUGGUCACUAUAGAGGCUUCCCAAGACUACUUGGAGAGGACACUAAAGUGGCUACUAAACCCACCUCUAUAGGGACCAGUAUUUUCCGUUUUAGUGGCCACUUCAGUAAUUUUUCAUCCAGUAUUCCUUCCAGUAACUCUGAUAAUUUUAAAACAAACAGAUCGGACCAGUUAUGUUGAUCCAUUGGCCCCUAAAGUGGCCACUAAAAUUUUUGUGGUCUAGUAAUAGCACUUAGACCUCUAUAGUGGCCACUAAUUUUUAACCCCUUGAGUGGCAACUAAUUUGACUACUAUAAGGGCCACUAAAACGUCGAAACCCUAUAGUGGCCAUUAAAAAUUUUCCCAAUUGGGUUUUCGCUACGGUGAGUGAACUAUUUCCUCAAAACCUGUCUUUUUCUUGAAAAUCUCUUUUUUUUUGUUUGAAUUUUCCAGAUAAAGUUCGCCCAAAUAUCUCCUUUUUUCCCCUCUCUUUAGCGAACAAAACUAGUUCUUUUCCCCCCGUCUUUUCUACUGAACACUUGUAUUUUUUUUUUCUGUACGGUUUAGUCACUAUUUGGCGCGCGAUGACGUAAUUGCAAAGUUUCUUUUCAUUUUGGGACUGGUUUUUUUCACUUCAGUUUCGAAGUACCGGGGUUUUUUUGGAUAAAUUUUGUAUAGUUAUAAAUUUCUAUUGGUUUAUACUUUUUAAAAAAAUUCGUUUGAUAAUUUUUUUAUGCGGAAAAAAAUUGAGUUCUAAGCUCUUCUUACUGUUUCAACUAGGUUUUAUUUGAAUAUUUGUGGUUUUUUUCUAUUCGAUCAGGUUUCGUUCUGAGAAGUUGUACCUAGAAAAAUCACAAAAAUCAUGUUUUUUUAGUACUUUUUUUCGGAAAAAAGUACUGUUGAAAAUUGAAUAAAGAAAUAAAAGAAGGCCAAAACUCGAAAAUCUGCAACGAGAACCACGUGUCUCUCUCUUCCACGAUAACAUUGACAAUGUUUUGUCACCAAUUUUAGCCGCCGACUACGAUUUUUGGCGUAAAAAUCGUUCAUUUUUCGGCGAGAAAAUAUCACAUGACCAUUGUUGUACGUAUUUGUGUUGGUAGCCAUUUUAUUUGAUGAAACGGCUGUUGGCUAUUUUUGGAGGGGGGACUUUUCCAAUGAGGAUUCUUUUGGUUUUGAAAGGGAUUUUUCGAUAAGCGAAAGAAAAAUUUGAAUAAAAUACUUCCUACUUUUGUCCGGAAAAAAGUCUCAAAAUUGUCAUUCAAAAGGAAAAUUGGUAGUAGUGCGCCAGAGCGUCUUUUUGGGGCGUGUUUAGAGAGUGAUGAGGGAAACUUUUCCGAAGCUUCAUUUUGUUCUAGUAGUUGUUUCGAAAUCUUCAAGAAGCAUCAUUUUGAAGAUUUACUGUAAAGUUUCGUUCAAACUUUUGCGUCGUGCGUCAGAGCGUCUUUUUGGAGCGUGUUUUGUAUCUCGAAUUUUUAGUCAGAGAAGUUUUUUGUUGAUAUUACAGGCCUAAUUUUAUUUUUCUGAUUAUUUUCCAAUUCAAACCCGAUCGAUAAACUUUGUUUCACUCUUCAAAAAAAAAAACUGAAUGAAUUGACCUUUUUAUUCGAAUUUUUCGUCCUGAUUCAAAUGACUUUUGCCCUUGCGAUCGGUCGUUUGCCCCGAGUUGUAAACAUUUCCAGCGACAGGUUGCAACCAUGUGACCCUUUUCUCUCUCUCGAUUUUUCCCUCAUUCUCCUUUCCUUUCUUCAUUUUUCCCAGUUGAGGAUGCUUUUUGGGGACUUGAACUUCAUUUGAAAAAAAUAAUAAUUUUUCUUCAUCUUACAGUUUCAGGAAAUUCAUAUAAAUUAGUCUACUUUUAUUUGAUAUUCGGCGGGGAUCGAUUUUCGAAAAUCAAGAAAAUUAGUUAUGAGUUUUGGCAAAGUUCCAAAUAAGGCCUUUUUUUUUCAAGUUUUUGGACAGGUUUUUUGGGUUCUCCUGAGAAACUUUUAGUGGCCACUGUUGUAGUCAUAUUAGUGGCCACUUAAGGGGUUAGAAGUUGGUGGCCACUAUAGAGGUCUAAGUGCUACUACUAGACCACAAAAAAUUGUAGUGGCCACUUUAGGGGUCAAUGGAUCAACAUAACUGGUCCAAUCUGUUUGUUUUAAAAUUAUCAGAGUUACUGGAAGGAAUGCUGGAUAAAAAGUACUGAAGUGGCCACUAAAUAGAGAACUUCUAUAGUGGCCACUAAAAACUUUCCCAGCUCUUUCUAUUUUUUGGCUAUUUCCCGACCGAAAAAAUUGAAUUUCCCCAAAUUGAGAACUAUUUUUUUUAGCAGAUUUGAAGAAAAAGGUACCUUGAAACUAUCAAAUUUCGAUUCCAGAUCCAAGCGACGGACAAAUCUUUGGAUGAGACGCGGAAACGGGCUGAAAAACGGGCCGAGGAGGAGAAAAACCGGGGAACCAAGCAUGUCAAGUUCGUUUUUCUACUCAAUUUUUUGAUGAAAAUUAUGACGAAAAAUGAUCGUUUCCAGGCAACGGAAAGACCUCAACGGAAAGUCGCGAUUGGUGGCGUCGACGUCGACGACGUCGCGGCCCCCGACGACGUCUUCUCUGGCUUCUGGUUCCUCGCAGAGGGUUGGUUCGAGUUGAAACGAGGAAAAAUAAAUUUCGUCGCUUUUUUAGAGUUUGAGCUAGUGAGAAAGGUGUCAUUAGAAGGAAAAACAGAGUUGAAAUACGGAUAAAGAAGGAUCUCCAGAGUGAUUCCUAUAGGGGCCACUUUAGCGUCCCUUGAAGGCUCCCCUUUAGGGACCCCUGGAGUUUGCACCACUUUUUGUUCUCAGUAGAGGCUGUUUUUUUCCUUCAAAGCCCUGGAGGGACCACUAUCGCGUAUCUGAGUUUAUUUCAUUCUCUAAUGGCCCAUGAUUUUUGAAAAAAUUUUUUGAAGGUUUUUGAAUUUUUCAGUUCUAGAGUCAUUCUCAAACCUAACAUGAAAAAUUGAGAGUUUCUGAUUUUUUUUUUCUCUGGAGCAAAUAUUUUUUUUUAGAUUCCUUCCUCGGCGCCUCCACCUCCAUCAACAAGCGCCCAGAAGAAUGGUUAAUCUUUUUUCUUUUUUUGAAAUUUCCCAUUUUCCUUUCAACUUGUUCUACGCAAAUUUCGAACCAAAUCUCUUUUUUCAAUAAUUUUCCAAUUCCAGGUAUCAAGCCGGACGUUCUCCGUGGCGAGCUGAAGCGACAACCCCUCCGAAGUCGCGUCAUCCACCUCGUCGUGACCCAACGCUUCAAAAACUCGGAAGAGGUCUCGCCACGAUCCCAACCUUCUCCUUCUCCAACCAAUCCAUUCUGCAGAUCUUCAAAAAGCUGCGGUCUGACGGCGUCGCCGAGGAGACGGACCUCCAGAAGCGCGUCGAGGAGAUGGUCCGCGAGCUGUCCGAACAGCUCAACGACCGUCUCUCCCUCAAGACCACCUACUACCCGAAGGUCGACCCCCGAUGGCCUUUCUACACCCCCGACGAGAAGGCCAAAGUCCGGAAACUGCUGGCGGCCGGCAGCGGCGUCCGACCCGCUCAGUUGGAGUCGUCGUCGUUCGCGCCGAUGCGCAAGUCCGGCAUGGAACGGAUGCAUCCCGGCAGGAACGCCGACAAGAGCGCCUCGACGGUCCUGACGCCUCAGGGGCAGACUGUCAGUCCGGAAGGUUAGUGGGGAGCUGGAGGCUCCUUCUUUGAGAUCUCAUUUAGCUCAUUCAGUCUCUGAUUAUCUUCUUUUGAGAAAAUGAAAGACUUGAAGUAGUGGAUUGACUGUCCGAAGGUCAGUAGGAGCUUGGGGCUCAGAAAAAAUCUUCUUAGUUCUCAAUGAGCUUACCGAGUCUCUGAUCACCGGCUUUUUUUCAACUAUAAGUGAUCAUAACUUUUUCAAUAGACCUCCAUGUCAAUUUUCAACAAUAUCUUUGGAAUCAGCGUAAAAAACUGAUUCCGCUGGCCUUAUCUGAACGCUCCAGGCUGAUAUCCGUUUCUACCAAGAAAAAAACCUUGACUUUAGCAGAAUGAACCAAUUUUUCCUUUCCAGCCAUUCCAACGCCUCCGAUGUCGAGACCGGCUUCCGGCGGCAGUACUGCCAGCGCGAAGACGUCGUCGGCCCCACGAGAUAGUCCAAUCAGCGACGAAGACACGAUUCCGCUGAUGCCGACCGGCGUCAAGCGGAAAGCCCACGUCCCCAACGUGGCCACCUCCACCACCACGACGUCUUCGAAGGAUCCUGAAGGCGCCACUUCGGAGAAACGCCCGCGUCGUCUGGAGAGCGCCAGCCCGCCAGAUGACCCCACGACGACGUCGAUGCUCCAUCACGGCGUCCAGUCGAGCGUUCCCAACUCGGCCACCACCGCUAUGGUUAGUGCAGAUACACUUUUUUGAGCUUUUCCAAGAAGAACUUUUUUAAAUCCGUAACUCUUUCUGAGACCACAGUGGACAUUUUCAGUCGAAGCUGAUGAACACGACGAGCCUGGCCCCGCCUUCCCGGUCGACCUACAACAACGUCGGCAGCGCCAACAACGGCGGCGGCAGUACCGCGUCAUCGCGAAUCUCGUCGCCCGCGUCAUCGCUCUCGUCGCCCAGCCAGCCCUCCUGCGACUGGGAAAAGAAUUUCGGCGAGGUUCGACCUCCCCCAAUCACCUGCCUUCAUCUCUUCUCUCCUUCAGAUCAAGACCCUCGAAGAGGCCGAAGACUACUUCAGCAUGUUCCACAAGGAGUACCCCAUGUACAUGAAGUACUAUGGAGUCCUCACCGAGGUUGGAAUCGAAAUGGUCUUCUGUAGAUCCGAAGAUUUUCUCCAGGUCUCCAAGGAGUUCCGGAACCUCGAGCAGAAGCUCAACUCGGCCAACAAGAAAGGCACCGGGAAAGACGUGGCCCACGUUGAGAGGGAGAUCCAGAAGCGUUUUGCGCAUUACGAGAAGAAUCCCGACUUUUUGAGGGUGAAUAUUUCGUGUCGGUUUUUCAGAAGGAGCUUCAAAAAAUCUUGAGGCCUUUAUCGUGAAACCAACUUCAAAUUUUGCACCUGAAAAAAAAAAGAAAAAGCUUAAUAAAGGUCACUAAAAACUCAAUUUUAAAAAAUUGAUCAAGUAGGAACUUCUUAAGUGAUCCCCUGAGAUAAUCUAAAUUUUUUGAAAAGUUGUUUCGAGGGAAAAAAAAUGCGACGAUUUUCUAGCUAGACCUGUAGUUUAUAUUAACCAUGGAGCGCACUUGUUUACGAAAAUCCGACUUUUCCUGGUUCGGAAAUGCUAACUGGACGUGCUGAGCAUUUCUAGUAAUCACUUAAGAGUACUAAAUCCCCUAAAGGUAUCACUAGAAAUGCUCAGAAACGUCCGCUUUGAGUUACCCAAGGUCCGAGUACGGUUUCCAAAGAAUCCUGGUCGAUUUCCCAUUUAUCACGUCAUUUGCAGGCCCGACAGCAGCACACGGAUCUUCGGUCCAAAUUGGCCGUCCUCAAGUCGCGGAUCACCAACUGGGAGAUUGCCCAAGAGCGCGCACUUUCCCGCGGAUCUUGA
Molecule: messenger RNA, 14395 nt
Organism: Caenorhabditis auriculariae
Lineage: Eukaryota; Metazoa; Nematoda; Chromadorea; Rhabditida; Rhabditidae
Source: the annotation of a GenBank genome assembly